Molecule: messenger RNA, 1770 nt
Organism: Dermacentor albipictus
Lineage: Eukaryota; Metazoa; Arthropoda; Arachnida; Ixodida; Ixodidae
Source: RefSeq, a predicted model, not a curated record
CAUCAUCAUCAUGAUCAUCAUCGUCUCGUGUCAGCAGCACCUUCCGCCUCGCGGCUACGUUCUCUUCCCAUACCAGUGUCGAAGCCUCGCAACAUGAUAGUCCAAGAUCCAUAUUAUUUCGCCGACGAUGUGGAAACGCCCUACGGGGCCACACCAUACACGGCCACACCUUAUGGGACUGCAUCACAAUGGGGUGCAUUCUCUCAAUCACGCUCGAACCAAGAAACCGAACAAAGUGACAUCGAAAGCGAUAGACCGUGGAAAGUGCUCCUCCUCGCCUGCGCGCUGCUGCUCUUUUGCUCUGGGCUGAUCGUAAUGUUCAUGGGCACUCUGACAACGCCCACCACUGAUGAAGACGCUACUGGCACCGGCGACGGCGAUGACAGCACUGCUGUCUCUCACAUUAUAUACAGAACACCGAGCCGCCCUGUAACCCGAGGUACCCGAAGUGGAUCUGGUGCCAGCUCAAGAACCAUCCGGACAGCGACACCAGUGACAACUCCAGCGGCUAUUCCACCUCCGGUAACCCCGUUCCCGCCUGCUGAUGAAGACGCUACUAGCACAGGCGACGGCAAUCAUGCUGUGACUCACGUUAUAUAUAGAACACCGAGCCGCCCUGCAAACCAAGGUACCCGGGGUACCCGGUACGAGGUACCAGGUACCAAGGUACCCGGUACGAGCGCAAGCACCAUCGGGACAGCUUCACGAGUGACAACUCCGGCGGCUAUUCCACCUUCAAUCGCCCCACUCCCACCCGUUAAGUACAGGCCACCACAGGCGCACUCUAUGAUAUGCACCGUCGGCUGUCAUGGAAAGUAUGCAGUGGAAUUCCCACCCGACGGCAUGUGCGACUUCAUCUUCCUCGACUCACUCUACGACGGAUGCCCGGACCAGUUCGUGCAACACAGAUCGCCCAGUAGCAGCUGGCGGAGGUUCCAAGCAUUAGCUGCGUCAGGCAUCAAGACGCAGUUUGGAAUUUCCAUCGAUACGCUGUCUGUUUUUAUGCCAGACGCCAUUGUUGUGCUUGGACACACCUCGUUUCAAGAAAACAAAAUUCCAUCUUUGCGCUGCGUCCUGCUUCCACCUAACAUUCACAAGAUUCCUCCAGGUGUGCGUGAAAAAAUUACGCAUGCGCACACUUUCGUCGAAGCAGGUCUGCUCGCGCAGUGUCUUCGGAAGCAGCAGAACAUUCAGGUUCCCAUUGGCGUGUCAUUCACAAUGAAGGGCCGCUGGUACCAACCAAAAAUUGAUGACUACGAAAACGCUGACAUCGGCGAGUACGACCUAUUCAAAGACUGCGUCGUCAGUGACGAAGAUCAAGAUGCAAUUCCAGCCGCGGUCUGCAAUCGGACGAAUACGAACUACACGAAAAACUUGGGUUUAGAUAGCAACGCUCUCACGAUGAGAACAUAUGACAAAGGUGCCAUAGAGAAACAUACGGAAAUGUUUGACAAUCAAGCGACGUACCUCAAGAAGUUCUGCUACGCAAAGUCCAACCUGACGGAAGUCCAGUUUUCAAUUGCGGCCUAUGACGUGAACUUUGAUAGCAGCGCCUCCAUCUGCCAGCCGGACAAGAUCGUCGGAAACUUCACGCGAACUGAGCUGCUAUACAACCUCAAUAGGUUCAAGAGGAACGGCGAGGACCUAUCAAAAGAUAUUACUUGCAUCACAAUCAUUAAUUAGCGUACUUGAUACAUUUCUAUAUGAAUGCACUUCUUAAGGUAGCAUUCAGAGCCACACGAAUAAACACAUGCCCUUUGUUUUAGGUCA